AUGAACCGCUAUGUCGCGUUAGCUGUUUUUGCCUCUUACUUUUCUAUCAUUGCUGUAAUACUUGGAAUUUUACUCAAGAUUCUUCUUCGACAACAUGACCUUCAAAAGAAUAUUCUGAAUCGGAAACGAGCCACACUGUUUUUUCUCCUCGCAAUUGGCUCAUUUAUUCAUACUUGGUACUGCUGUAUCGACUUUAUGAUGAGAUAUGUUCAGUGGAGUUUGAAUGACUAUGAAACCAAAGUCGGAACUUUCGAUGGCACAUAUGUAGACCGUUUGGGCAACUGGCUCAUCAACACCGCACUCUUCGAGCAAGCCUGGUACACUGUUUGCUCCGGACCUGUCAAAUGGUGGAUCAGCCAACAGCUCUGUUCGUACACCGUCGGCGCUUGGACCAUAUUUAUCUUUGUAGAAGGUAAACACCGCCAGAUCAAAUAUGCUUGGAUGUACAUGCUUCUAGGACAACUCGUUGCGAUAUCCGUGGCUUCCAAUCUCUUCUACGUCGCACUGUGUCUUUCAACGUCACCUCCAACAAGGCAAGCCAGGUCUGCGAGUCCAGUGCUUUGGCUCAGUAUAUUCCUGUCUCUGGUCUCCGUCUCAUAUUCCCCGUUUACCGACAAACGAAUCUUUUUGCCGAAUCUUCUCGUCAUGCACACAUUAGCGGCAGUCCCAUUGCUUUUUAGGCCAUAUCUAGAUACGUUACUUGUCCCACGUUUUUCACUGAGCUUCAGCUCGCUUUAUCUUUUGGUCUUUGUGGUGACGGCGUUUAUCCAUAUCUGGAACUCUAUAGUUCUAUACUAUUCUCUUGAUGAGCCCUUUGUGGGUGCUCUCUGGGGCGCUCUCUUCUCCCACCCUGCUCAAUCGUCUAUUGGUUGGGAUGUCAUCUGGACAAGCGCUUCCUUUGUGAUGUGGGCUAUAACAUCCCAGGCCAGGCAUCGUUUUGUAUCGCUAGUUACACCUUUGAUUUCUGUGGGUGUCGUGGCGCCUGCGCUAGCCUCUCUUGAAUAUGAUGGUCAAGGGUUCUUACAGGGCUCUCCAAAGGCGGAGUAG
This is a messenger RNA of Lentinula edodes (shiitake mushroom), 1047 nucleotides long. RefSeq lists its product as uncharacterized. The coding region runs from base 1 to 1047 and encodes 348 amino acids. The transcript has 5 exons. The record is from RefSeq and is a predicted model, not a curated record. NCBI's taxonomy places the organism in Eukaryota, Fungi, Basidiomycota, Agaricomycetes, Agaricales, Omphalotaceae.